Messenger RNA from Cooperia oncophora, 660 nucleotides. Lineage: Eukaryota; Metazoa; Nematoda; Chromadorea; Rhabditida; Trichostrongylidae. The record is from the annotation of a GenBank genome assembly.
AUGUUGAAGACGAUGAUGCCCGAUCAAAAAAGCAAUCUGAUGGACCAUAUGUUCGACAUGCUGGAAGACUACACAACGACUCUUGAGCAAGUAGCUGAUCGCUUGAAGCUCGGCCAAACAGUGGAACCAGAGAAUUUCGGAAGUGUCACAGUGUUUUUCUCCGAUGUUGUCAAGUUUACUCAGUUGGCCGCUAAGUGCACACCUUUUCAAACUGUGAAUCUUCUCAACGAUCUAUACAACGGUUUUGACUCAAUCAUUGAGGUUGACAUUGGUGAUGGUUCCGUGUGCCGUCCGUCUGGACUUCCCAGUGACGAAUUUUUGGGUAAAUGCGCACAUCAAGGAAAUCUCGGAACUGUCAUUGUCGUUCAUGAAGUUUGUCGAGGAGUUCAGGGUGCCGGCUCUACCAAAAGAAAGGGUUCAACUCCGCAUUGCGUCGAGUAUCAGGUGACUGUACAUUUCGAGCUUCAGCAUUUAAGGCAGCGCUCAGACUCCGGCGAAGUUCCGCGAGUCGCCGCGCGUCGGUCGCUGAACGCGACCUGUAGCUGCGCUGUCCACGCGCUUACAAUGCUACGACACCAGUGCAGUCUCUCCUACCCUUUUAUAUCUAACGGUUUUUUGGACUGUUUUCCAUCCUGCUCCAUCUUGAGCUUCUCUUUUUGA